AUGACGGAGGAGAGAUCUGAUCUUCACUGUUUGGUUUCUAUUGCAGUCAGAGACGCUAAUUCAGACAGCGUAGAGGGCGUCGAGAGAUGUUUAGAUAUCCUUCGAUUCUUGAAGAGCCUGAAUCUCUCAGACAAGGAUAUUAGUCGCGUGUCUAGAGAAGAGAUACUUCCUUUGGAGAGUUUGAGACAUCACAGUAACCCGAAGAUUCGGACGGGAGCUAAAGUCUUGUUAAGUUCCUGGAUGAAGACUGUUUCUUCCACCGACGAAGGAAGAAGAAGAAGAAACCCUUCUUCUACUUGCAACAACAAAGCUCGUGUUGUGAAAGUACCUUCCGUGCUGAAGAAGAAAAAAGUUGAGAGAUCUAGGGCUCAUGAUCAAGUGUGCGAGACUAAACAAAACCUAAAGAAGACUGAUGAUCGCAAGCCUUUCGCUGCAGCGAAGAAGCAAUCCGCUCUUUCUACAAACCCUAGAUCUCUGGCUCAUGAAGCGAGACAGAGUAAGCAAAAUCUGAACAAGCCUGACGUUCGCUGCAAGUCUGUUCCAGAAACAUCAAGGCCUCUCCAGAUGAAGAAGAAAGUAUCUGAAAAGAAUGCAACAGAGAUGUUGGAGCUCUUCGAGAUAGCCAAGAAAUCUGCAGAUGUGGCUAACGCAAAGGGACUUCUCUUGGCUACAAAGGAGACGUCGAUAUGUGUGGACACUCUCUCUUUACUCAUCGAGUUCCCAAUCAGCUCAGCAGCUCCUGAAACAAGUCGGAUCAUGGACAAGCUUGCUUAUCUAACGAGGCACAAAGACAGGAAAAUAUGCAAUUCUGCAUCAGCACUUCUUGACCAUUGGAGCCAGAGCAUCAGAGAUCAGCAAACACAAAGUUGCUAG
This is a messenger RNA of Microthlaspi erraticum, 873 nucleotides long. The record is from the annotation of a GenBank genome assembly. Lineage: Eukaryota; Viridiplantae; Streptophyta; Magnoliopsida; Brassicales; Brassicaceae.